AUGCAAUUUUCCGAACAGGGACAGGGAGCCAUAGAAGACGAAUUCGUGUUGGCGUCAACUAAUCUAAUGAGCAAACAUGAGCCAAUGUUUAUUUCACGUUCGGAGACUUUCAAAUUCGUUGCCGGUGAUACAAUAAGAUUGCCGUGUGAAGUUGCCAAUACAGAUCCCUAUGUGGUCGCAUGGAAGCGCGGCAUCGCCAUUCUAACCGCCGGCAAUGUGAAAGUAACUCCGGAUCCACGUGUGUCGCGUGCCGAGCGAUUCAAUUUACAAAUUCGCGAUGCUGUGCCACAGGAUGCCGGCGACUACAUCUGUCAGAUAGCCACAAUGGAGCCACGGGAAAUUACGCACACUGUUGAAAUUUUGGUGCCACCAAGGAUCCAUCACAUUAGCACUGGCGGACAUUUGCAAGUCAAAAAGGGCUCUUCGGUGCGUAUUGAGUGCUCGGCCUCCGGUAAUCCGACGCCGAAUGUAACUUGGAGUCGUAAGAAUAAUAUAUUGCCCAAUGGCGAAGAGAAACUACACUCACACAUCCUGUCAAUCGAGAACGUGGACCGGCACAAGGGCGGCGUCUAUAUUUGCACAGCCAACAAUGGUGUUGGACAACCGGCAUCCAGUCAAGUCGUCCUGCACGUCCUGUAUCCCCCGGAAAUAUCUGUAGAGCGUCCCAUAGUAUUCUCUGGCGAAGGGCACGAGGCCAUGCUGGUGUGCAUAGUUCAUGGAGAAACGCAACCUGAGGUCCUUUGGUUCAAAGACACCAUGCAGCUGGACACCACCGAACGUCACAUCAUGGAGAAUCGUGGCUCACGUCAUACACUGAUUAUACGGAAGGUGCAUCCCCAGGACUUUGGUAAUUAUUCUUGUGUGGCUGAAAAUCAACUUGGGAAAGCACGAAAAACUUUGCAACUGAGCGGGAAACCAAAUGUUGCCGUCUUCAACUCGCCGCCAAUCAGUCAGUACAAGGACAGAUACAACAUCUCUUGGACCGUAGACUCGCACACACCCAUCGAAGAGUACAAAUUAUCCUUCCGAAGGUUACCGCAAGGACAUGAGGUCGACAACUCCAUCGAUACACUCUCGGGUUCAUCCUCUUCAACGCUGCUACAGAUGUAUGGUGGCGGUGGCGGUGGCGUCAGUAGUGUGGGCGGCGGUCUGCUCGGUAGCCAACAUAAUCAUCGUCUCGGCAGCGGUUUGGGUUCCAGUCUUAGCAGCUAUGGCAACGUAAUGCAUUGGGGUCGCAACGAUUGGCGCGACGUGGUGCUGCCUGCGAUGCCAUUGUCACAUCAUUACACGCAAGGAAUGAGCUACAUGAUACGCGGCCUGGAUCCUGACCAACACUACGAGGCCACCGUGCAAGCGAGGAAUCGUUAUGGUUGGAGUGAUUUGACGCACAGUUUCCUCUUCUCAACAUCUUCGAAUGACAAUGAGAUGCGCGACCUGAGUGUCACAUUCUACGGUAGCGGCGCCACCCACAAACUCCGAUUAAGCCUCACCACCCUCUCAUGUACGACCUUAGUUUUAGCAAAACUCAUCAAAUGCUUUUGGGCCUAAAUAUGGCCGCAGAGCUGAGCUGAGCUGGUGUAGAGUCUGAACAAGUGACGCUUGAGUAGAAAUUUUACUAAAUACUUCGUUCAAAGGACAAAGUUGAUAUUAUGCAAUCACAGAGUACUUUUAUAAAGCCAAAGGAAAGCAGAGUAGAAUGCGAAGGGGAUAAAGUAAUGAACAUUAAAAUUUGUAACUAAGGAUUUCAUGUAUGGCCUCAGUUUCUUUGUAAGAGAGAGAGAGUAAGUGAAGGCAAAAUGUCACAGACUUC
This is a messenger RNA of Anastrepha obliqua, 1810 nucleotides long. Its product is annotated as lachesin. Gene Ontology annotation, biological process: homophilic cell-cell adhesion; synapse organization. Gene Ontology annotation, cellular component: neuronal cell body; axon; plasma membrane. Gene Ontology annotation, molecular function: protein binding; axon guidance receptor activity. The record is from RefSeq and is a predicted model, not a curated record. Lineage: Eukaryota; Metazoa; Arthropoda; Insecta; Diptera; Tephritidae. The coding region runs from base 1 to 1548 and encodes 515 amino acids. The transcript is spliced from 11 exons.